GUAUCGAACGGAUCGUGUUCUCUAUUCGGAAGUUAUUGAUUGAUAAUUUAGAAAGCUAAUUAAUGCAAUCAAUCAUAAACGAUUAUCGCAAAACAUAAGUGCAGUGGAGGUGCAGCACAAGUGUUGAAACCAAACAUUGUUUGAACUGUGAGCCGAAAUCGGUACCGGACAUUGUGUAGCAAAAUAAUUAACCUUUGCAAGUGAUUUAGUGUGUGAUUAAACAACAUCCAAAAACACCAUGCCUCGUCCAUCUCGUGAAUCCUACGGGGAUCAGAAACCCCCCUACUCGUACAUCUCGCUGACCGCCAUGGCGAUCUGGAGCUCACCGGAGAAGAUGCUGUGUCUCAACGAUAUCUACAAAUACAUCACGGAUCGGUUCCCCUACUAUCGGAACAACACCCAGCGCUGGCAGAACUCGCUGCGACACAACCUCAGCUUCAACGAUUGCUUCAUUAAGGUUCCACGGCGCCCCGAUCGCCCCGGUAAGGGCGCAUACUGGACGCUGCAUCCGAAGGCCUUCGAUAUGUUCCAGAACGGAAGUCUGCUGCGUCGCCGCAAGCGCUUCAAGCUGCACGACAGCGACAAGGAAAGCUUGAACGAGGAAUUCAUCGCCCUAGCCAACAUGAAUCGAUUCUUCAUGUCCCAAGGUGGCCAGUUCCAUGAUCCCUACUACUCAUCGAUGCCGGAGAAUAUCAACCCAAACAUGAUGUAUGCGCCCAUGUCACCUCCCAACUCACCACCGGAGGGCCAACGGGCAUCCAGCCAAUCACCCGAACAGCCCCAAUCCGCCUCAUUCGGGUCAUUUCAUGGUAUGGCUGCCGUGACCAACUCCACCACUCAAUCAGCUAGCAAGCCAAAGCGUCCGUUCACCAUCGAGAGUCUGAUCGGGGACGAUUCGGACAGCAAGGAGGAAAGCUCAUCAUCGGAUUCGGAUGAUUCGUCGACGAUUCCGUCGGCGGUUUCGAUGCCAUCGAAUCCGUUGCAUCUCGAGCAGCUGCAAGCUUCCAUUCAUCUCAGCCAGCAGAUUCAAGCCCAGCAACAGGCUGCUUUCAAUGAGUACGCCGUGGCAGCGGCCGCUGCCGCCCACCAUCACCACCAGCACCAAGUGGCAGCCGCUGCAGCUCUGGCCGCUUCCGGUGCGGCCCAGUACGGCAUGCAUCAUCUGCUGAUGCCCAUGGGCAAGUUACCGACGCCAACGUUCUAUCUCCCACCUCCGUAUCAAACCCCGGCGGUACCACUUCACCAUCAUCAUCAUCACCAUCUGCAAGGUGGUAUGCCGCAGCCGACGGAAUCGCGCCCGGUUCACAUGAUGGAUCCUCGCAGUGACGCAAACAGCAUGGUGAUCGGUUAGAGUUGCAGUCGCAUGCGAUUUUAGUUAUCGUUUCCCAGGCGGAACUUCGGAGCUUUGAUUCAGUUUGACUACAUGUGUAGUGCGUUAGGAUAGUUAUUUAUUAUUUCCCCGUUCCAAAGGUGCAAUAUUUACUUUAAAUCUCGCCGAUGGUAACAGAGUCGGAUUUGUUAGGUUUUUUUUAUUCCGAUAUUUAUACAAGAGGAUUAGUUCAACGUUGCUUAUCGAAUGAGUCAGCCAAUAUUAGAGAGAAGUGAUAGGGCAUCCGAGCACACACACACACGCUACACGCACGCGCUACAAAGUGAAUGUGAUUAUUAGCUAGUAACCGAGAAGAACAAUACCUGUUGCCCGAUAGUUUAUAAGUUAUAUUGAUGGACUGAUAAAUAUAUUUUGUAGUAUG
Molecule: messenger RNA, 1751 nt
Organism: Toxorhynchites rutilus septentrionalis
Lineage: Eukaryota; Metazoa; Arthropoda; Insecta; Diptera; Culicidae
Product: fork head domain-containing protein FD4-like
Exons: 1
Coding region: 239-1351 (370 amino acids)
Biological process (GO): anatomical structure morphogenesis; cell differentiation; regulation of transcription by RNA polymerase II
Molecular function (GO): RNA polymerase II cis-regulatory region sequence-specific DNA binding; DNA-binding transcription factor activity, RNA polymerase II-specific
Source: RefSeq, a predicted model, not a curated record